This is a messenger RNA of Brachypodium distachyon (stiff brome), 2679 nucleotides long. Its product is annotated as ethylene receptor 4. The transcript has 2 exons. The coding region runs from base 168 to 2339 and encodes 723 amino acids. Lineage: Eukaryota; Viridiplantae; Streptophyta; Magnoliopsida; Poales; Poaceae. Gene Ontology annotation, molecular function: ethylene binding; protein kinase activity; protein binding. Gene Ontology annotation, biological process: response to ethylene; phosphorelay signal transduction system. The record is from RefSeq and is a predicted model, not a curated record. Gene Ontology annotation, cellular component: endoplasmic reticulum membrane; endoplasmic reticulum.
ACCGCAUCGGCUAGAAUAUCCUUCCUCCUUCCCACCUUCGCUUUCAGGGAUCUCUUGCGACCAAAUGAUUGCACAGCACAUGCAUAUACCUCCGACUCUGCUGGACUACUGAAUGACUGAUUGGUUCAGCUAGCAUCAAAAACGCAAACGGGGAAGAAGAAGAAAGAAUGACACCGCAGCUGCUCACGGCGGCGCAGCGGUACUGCGGGUGCGCCGGCGACGGCGCGGUGGAGGCGAUGCUGCAGUGCCAGCGGGUGAGCGACUUCCUCAUCGCGGCCUCCUACCUCUCCAUCCCGCUGGAGCUCCUCUACUUCGCCUCCUCCCGCCGCGCCGACCUCGUCGCCACCGCCGCGCCCCUCGACCUCCGCUGGCUGCUGCUGCAGCUGGCCGCCUUCGCCGCGCUGGGCGGCGCCACGCACCUGCUGGCCGUCUUCGCCUCCCACCACCCGCAAUCCGCCCGCAUCCUCCUCGCCUCCACCGCCGCCAAGCUCCUCGCCGCGCUCGUCUCCUUCGCCACCGCCGUCUCCCUCCUCGCCUUCAUCCCGCGCCUCAUCCGCGCCAAGCUCCGCGAGGCGCUCCUCCGGGACAAGGCGCGCCGGCUCGACCGCGACCUGGCCCUCGUCCGCCGCCGCGUCGAGGCAACCUCCCGCGCCGUCCGCAUGCUCGCCCACGUCCGCGGCCGCGACCCGCAGGCCAUCCUCCACGCCGCCAUGCUCCACCUCGCCGACACCCUCGCGCUCCGUAGCUGCGCCGUCUGGAUGCCCGGCCACGACGCCGGCGGCAUCCUCCACAUGGUGCAUCAGCUGAGCUUGAGAGGCAAGGGCCCCGUCGGGGUCGUGCUGGGCUCGCAGGCCCCUAUCUCCGAAGAUGACCCCGACGUGUUCGACAUAAAGUCCAGCGAGGCUGCCAAGGUGCUCAGGCCAGGCUCAGCGCUCGCGACGGCGAGCAGCGGCGGCCUCAUGCCACCUGGAGCAGUGGCUGCCAUACGGAUGCCCAUGCUCAAGGUCUCCAGUUUCGACGGGGGAAAGACACCGGAUCAGGCGAGCUCAUACGCCAUCUUGGUGCUGGUUCUGCACAGCCAAGAUGGUUCCAGAGAAUGGGGCACCCAAGACCUGGACAUUGUGCAGGUUGUCUCCGAUCAGGUCGCCGUGGCGCUCUCCCACGCGACGGUCCUCGAGGAGUGGCAAGUCAUGCGCGACAAGCUUGCCGAGCAGCGCAGGGCCCUGUCGCGGGCCAAGCAUGAAGCGGUGGUGGCGAACAACGCUAUCAAGUACGUCCAGAGCGCAAUGUGUGACGGCAUGCGAAGGCCGAUGCACUCGAUAAUCGGGGUGCUCUCCAUGGUGCGGCAGGCAGAGAACAUGCGCCGCGAGCAGAAGCCUGUGGUCGAUGCCAUUGCCAGGACCAGCACCCUCUCGUUGGCACUGAUGAAUGAUGUCGACAUGGAGACGUUGGUGAUGAAUUGCGCGCCGUUCCGCCUCCACUCACUCAUCAGGGAGGCGAUGAGCGUCGCAGGGUGCCUGGCCAGUUGCAGGGCAGUUAGUUUCUCAUACAAGUUGGUGAAUUCCUUGCCAGAGUGGGUUGUCGGUGAUGAGACGAGAGUAUUCCAGCUCCUACUGCACAUGGUGGGCGAUGUGCUUAGUCGGCAAUGCAAAAACGGCGGGCGUCUCUUAUUCUCUGUCAAGGGGUGCAAUGUGGAUGAAGAGGAUUGCAUCCCGAUGCAACUAAACCUGUCAGCAGGUUGUAGUACAUGUGUCAAAUUCCAGGUUGGGAUGGAAAGAUCAACCGGUUGCAGCCAGUUGCCCCAUAGACCGGUCAGUUCUCACAUCAGCAUGUGCAAGAAGAUUGUGCAGAUCAUGAAUGGGACCGUGAGGUCGGCAUCGGAUGGACAAAGCAUCACCCUCACUCUGCAGUUCCAGUUGCAGCAAUUAGGCGUGUGCCGACGAACGCCGCCGUCCAUUCCUCGCUUUAAUGGCCUGAGGAUUCUGCUCAUUGACAGUGACAGCAUGAGCCGGGUGGUGACCCAGAAGCUCCUCGAGAAGCUCGGUUACCAGGUCAUGUCAGCGUCGUCGAGCAUCCAUUGCCUGGCCUUACUGGAGAGUGCUGACUCUUCCUUCCAACUCCUCCUCCUCGAUCUUGACAUGGAUGUAUUUGAGGUGGCCCUCCAAAUUAGAGAGCUCAGGAACAGACGCUGGUUUCUCAUAGCUGCUGCUCUUCCAGUUAGCAUAGUCGACAGCAUCAGGGAAAUGUGUCGGCGGUCAGGAAUAAACGGCCUGAUCCAGAAACCCAUCACACUGACGGCAUUGGGAGCUCAACUCAGUAGAGUCCUUCAAAACUUUUAAUGUAAUAAAUCUUAGCGCAUGGUGCUUGUCCUAUUUCCAUCACGAGGAAAGGAGAUGACUACAAGCCUCCAAGACAAACACGAGGUAAACUGACAGUAGUUUCAUAUUGCUUUCAAACGUACUCCGUAAUUUGCAAGAAUGCGCUUCAGAAUCAAGAUGGCAAUGGAUAGUCAAAAUGCGGAUAUCCAUGGAUAUCCAGUCCAUGGGUCGUGGAUAUGGAUCGAGUUUUCGAUCCAUGGAUAUCCACGCAUGGAUACCCGCCAAUUCGUGGAGCGGGUACGGAUAUCAUAUUUGAUCCAUGGAUAUCCAUGAAUACCUGGUGUUUAUUAAAAUAAAUAAA